Molecule: messenger RNA, 1794 nt
Organism: Polyodon spathula (Mississippi paddlefish)
Lineage: Eukaryota; Metazoa; Chordata; Actinopteri; Acipenseriformes; Polyodontidae
Gene: bckdha
Product: branched chain keto acid dehydrogenase E1 subunit alpha
Exons: 9
Coding region: 32-1375 (447 amino acids)
Biological process (GO): branched-chain amino acid catabolic process
Molecular function (GO): oxidoreductase activity, acting on the aldehyde or oxo group of donors, disulfide as acceptor
Source: RefSeq, a predicted model, not a curated record
GGCGGGCGUUCCGGACACACUCGGCUACGAGAUGGCGGCCGCGGUGUUUCUGAAGAAAUUCUGCAGAAUUAAUUUAAGCAAAUUUGUUCAAAACAAGAACUUGUACCUGAAAACCCGCCAGAGCCAAUGCAGGUCUUUCCGAGUCAACGCCGCUCUCCUGCAGCAGCCCUUCGACUCCGCGGAUGAGAAGCCUCAGUUCCCGGGCGCGUCGGCUGAAUUUGUGGACAGUCUGGAGUUCAUCCAGCCCAACGUUAUCUCAGGGAUCCCAGUGUACAGAGUGAUGGACCGACAGGGUCAGAUCAUCAACCCUGCAGAGGACCCGCAGCUCCCGAAGGAAGAGGUGCUGAAUUUCUAUCAGACGAUGACUCUGCUGAACACCAUGGACCGCAUUCUCUACGAGUCACAGAGACAGGGUCGCAUCUCGUUCUACAUGACGAAUUACGGGGAGGAGGGCACCCACAUUGGUAGCGCUGCCGCUCUGAAGCCCACGGACCUCGUGUUCGGACAGUACAGGGAGGCAGGAGUGCUGCUGUACCGCGGGUUCCCGCUGGAUCGCUUCAUGGCGCAGUGCUACGCUAACGCAGACGACCUAGGGAAGGGGAGGCAGAUGCCAGUGCAUUAUGGGAGCAAGGAGCACAACUUUGUCACGAUCUCAUCUCCCCUGGCAACGCAGAUCCCUCAGGCGGCGGGCGCUGCCUAUGCGCUGAAGCGUGAGAAUGCGGACCACGCAGUGAUCUGUUAUUUUGGGGAGGGGGCGGCGAGCGAGGGUGACGCCCACGCUGGGUUCAACUUCGCAGCCACGCUGGAGUGCCCCAUCAUCUUCUUCUGCAGGAACAACGGCUAUGCCAUCUCCACCCCCACCAACGAGCAGUACAGGGGGGACGGCAUCGCUGCCCGUGGCCCUGGUUAUGGCAUGAUGUCGAUCCGUGUGGAUGGGAACGAUGUGUUUGCCGUGUACAACGCCACGAAGGAGGCGCGGCGCCGAGCCACGGCCGAGAACCAGCCCUUCCUCAUCGAGGCCAUGACCUACAGGAUCGGGCACCACAGCACCAGUGAUGACAGCUCUGCGUACCGCUCGGUGGAUGAGGUGAAUUACUGGGACAAGCAGGAUCACCCGAUCUCGCGGCUCCGACAGCACAUGGUGUCUCGCGGCUGGUGGGACGAGGAGCAGGAGAGAGCCUGGAGGAAGCAGAGCCGGAGGAGGGUGAUGGAGGCGUUCGAGCAGGCCGAGCGCAGGCUGAAGCCCAGCCUGGACCUCAUGUUCACAGACGUGUACAACGAGCUGCCCCCCCACCUGCACAGGCAGCGCCAGGACAUGUGGAGACACGUGAAGCAGCACACAGAGCACUACCCACUGGAGCAGUACGACAACUAGAGAGGAGACAACACACACACACACACACAGAGCACUACCCACUGGAGCAGUACGACAACUAGAGAGGAGACAGCACACACAGAGCACUACCCACUGGAGCAGUACGACAACUAGAGAGGAGACAGCACACACACACACACACACACACACACAGAGCACUACCCACUGGAGCAGUACGACAACUAGAGAGGAGACAGCACACACACACACACACACACACACACAGAGCACUACCCACUGGAGCAGUACGACAACUAGAGAGGAGACAGAACAGCACACACACACACACACACACACACACAGAGCACUACCCACUGGAGCAGUACGACAACUAGAGAGGAGACAACACAGCGCACACACACACACAGCACUACCCACUGGAGCAGUACGACAACUAGGAGAGACUAAACACACACGUU